Nerophis lumbriciformis (worm pipefish) is the source of this 1924-nucleotide messenger RNA. RefSeq names its product g6f-like (gene g6fl). Gene Ontology annotation, biological process: interleukin-15-mediated signaling pathway; positive regulation of ERK1 and ERK2 cascade; T cell activation. Gene Ontology annotation, molecular function: protein tyrosine kinase binding; MHC class II protein binding. The record is from RefSeq and is a predicted model, not a curated record. Lineage: Eukaryota; Metazoa; Chordata; Actinopteri; Syngnathiformes; Syngnathidae. Gene Ontology annotation, cellular component: external side of plasma membrane; membrane raft.
AUGGAGUGUUUUUUCCUCACCUUUGUUCUCGUCGCCUCGACAUUGUGUCAUUCCGCUGGCGUCGGCGCCAAAGACUGGGAUGAAGUGAUGGUGGGAAGACCGAACCACGGCAGCCUCUUAAGAUGCAUCGAUAGGGAAGCGAGGGGCGUCGUGGACAUCAACUGGGUGGUCAAGCCACUCGGUGCGGAUGACUGGAAACUGGCGCUGUCGGCCAACAAACGCGAAAAAUUCUCCGGCGUCGCCUACCAUCCCUCCAUGCGCCUGGCUGACCCGUACUUCUAUGACACGGGGGAUUUCUCUCUAUUCUUCCAACCCACCAUGCACGAUGUUGGCCUUUACAAGUGCUUCAUUAAGCAGCAGGGGAGGAUAGUCAAGAAGAAGACAAUACUUGUGGCCUUCAUGUCCGUCACCACCACACCGCGCAGCCCCGUCCCUCAGCAGAGCACCCUGAGUCUGAUUGCCAAGCUCACCCCCGAGUUUGCCGUCGACCGGGUCACCUGGAUAUCUCCGGAUGGUCGUUCCUUAAAAACGGAGCGAAAGCCCGACAGUGGAAUAGUGGCCAAACUUCCCCAAGUGUCAUACAGCGACGUCGGGCGCUACACCUGUCGCUGUGUGGUGCAUCCUGACUCCGUCUUCGAUUUCACUGUCCUCGUCACCGUUGAUGCUCUCAGCGUGGCCUCGUUCACCAACGUAGUGCACGGCCCCCCGAUCUCCACCGCCACUCAGGCCGAGAUGCCCUUCCACCUGACCUGUCCCGGCGUCCAAGGGGACUACAUCCUCCUAUACUGGCAAGCACCAAAUUCCACCCUGAGCAAGCUGGUGUACCAGUACGAUCGCUGGAGGGAUACCACUCUGACCACGGCGCAAAGCCAGGAGCUGCAACUGGCCGGCUCGCCCGGCAACGCAGAGUCCGGGAUCUUCUCCUUCAUCCUCACGCCUGGCCUCGAGGAUGGCGGAGUCUAUAUCUGCGACGUGCUCCUGAAUGACCACGCCUUCAGCCAGAGGACCCUGCUGAGCGUGCUGAAAGUGACGACCAGCCGCUCGGCCUCCAAGCUGGUGCUGGACUGUCUCUACAGCGAGCUGUCCGAGGUCCAAAGUGCGAUGUGGGAGCACCACAACAAGAGUCAUGGGCUGGAAAUGAUGAGCAGCGGCCUUGGGAGUGUGAAGACUUACAUCCCCUUACCCGUCACCCCCGACACAGCUGGAAACUACACCUGUACCUUGCAGCUAAGCAAUGGCCAGACGGUCAGCGCCACACACGUGGUCAAGCAACAAGAGAGCGUCGGCGUCCCUGCACCCUCGCAGCUCUCCUCCCUCUCCGCUUUAUUACUUUUGGCGCCCCUGUUUGCCGCGGCUGUUGCUGUGUUGCUAUGGAGACAGAAGCACAUCUCCAAUCGCGCUAUUGAGCAGUCCCUGUCCAUGCAUUCAGGCGAGGCGGAGAACAUCUAUGAGAAUCCCGAAGAUGUCAGACAGGUGGCUCCUCCGGGUUCGGUCUACAUGGAUUUAAAGCCAAGAAAGGAUGAUGUUUAUAAGGAACUGGAGCGAAACGAGCAAUGUCAGAGCUGAUCACCUCCAGUAACUCCUCGCCGUCACCUCUGCCCGCCUAUAUGUGCAGCAGCGGGAAGGAACACAGCGUGAACAAGAUGUUAUAAUUGGCUUUUAAAUAGCCCGAGGUGGUUGAAUGUGAAGGAACUGUACUUAAUUGCGGGUUUAUUUUAGUUGUAAUUAUAGCACAUAAUCAGAGAUGGGGGUUGUUUGGUGACGAAGUGGUUAGCAUGGUGACCGCAUAGGCAGGAGAGGUUUCAAAUCUGUGUGAAGUUUGCAUGUUUUCUGUGCAUGAAACUAAAUUAAGGCCAAAUGUUUUUUACUAGGAAAUAGAUAAACUUUUAAAUUGAAAAGAAAAAAUAAAUUUGAGUAAAAUAUA